Aplysia californica (California sea hare) is the source of this 2031-nucleotide messenger RNA. RefSeq names its product cytosolic iron-sulfur assembly component 2B. Lineage: Eukaryota; Metazoa; Mollusca; Gastropoda; Aplysiida; Aplysiidae. The transcript is spliced from 5 exons. Gene Ontology annotation, cellular component: cytosolic [4Fe-4S] assembly targeting complex. Bases 133 to 606 code for a protein of 157 amino acids. The record is from RefSeq and is a predicted model, not a curated record. Gene Ontology annotation, biological process: iron-sulfur cluster assembly.
UCAUCUCCAAAAUAUACACGACCUCACUGCAGUGCAAGCAAGCAAACAGCCGUCGACACCCACACCAUACUCAUAAGAGAAUCUGUUCACCUCUUUUAUUUUUAGCAUUUAAACUUAAAGGUUAAGAGUAAUAUGGUGUCACUUGACAAUGCAAACCCAGUAGUCUUUCUUCGUCGUAAAGAACGACACGUUCUUCCAGAAGAGGAAGAUGAUGAUGUGACUGAUAAAUUCGACAGUCGAGAAGUUUUCGAUCUUAUCCGAGUCAUAAAUGAUCCUGAACAUCCUUUGACUUUGGAGGAGCUGAAUGUUGUUGAGGAAUCAAAUGUUAAGGUUGAUGAUGAUGCCAAUGCGGUCUACAUAUUGUUCACCCCGACUAUCCCCCACUGCAGCAUGGCCACCUUGAUUGGACUUUCAAUCAGGGUGAAACUGUUAAGGGCUCUGCCCUCCAGAUUCAAGGUUGAUGUCAAGAUUUCUCCUGGUACCCAUGACUCAGAACAUGCAGUGAACAAACAACUAGCAGACAAGGAGCGUGUCGCAGCUGCCCUAGAGAACUCUCACCUGCUGGAAGUUGUCAAUCAGUGCCUUGUGAGGAGAGCCACAGGCUGAACUCACCACCUCGAUUGUUUGUUUUCUUGUAUUGUGGUUAGCUUCGUUAUUCUGUAGGUUGCUUUUGUGAGGCAGGGAUCGUUUUUUCCCCUGCCUAUCUCAGGUGCUAAGUUAUUUCUGCAAAAAUGAUGCUUUCAUAUGCAUACCAUUACGGUGUAGAUGAGAAGAAAAAAAUUAGCAGUUGUGCACAUAUAUGUGCAUUAGUGUUCAAACUACUCGUAAAGUAACCUCUUUGUUUAUUCUAUACUUUUGUAUUUAUGACCACCAUAUGAUGAUAUUGUUGAGUUUUAGAAACCAAUUGAUAUAGUAUAGGUCUACUAUUGUAACUGCUUUCAUGUCCCAUUUAUGUCUAGCACAGCAUUUGGUAUAAAAUAAAUGGAAUUUGUCUUUCAAAUGAAUUGUAUUUUGCCUUGAGAAUUAAGGAUCCACCCAAGAUUUAUUAAAUUUUAAUUUAGUUCUUGGCCAAAUAUGGGUGUGAACAUUUGCUUUUCUUUUUAAAGCUGUUUUUUAAACCAAAUAUGGAUCUCAUACUAUGGGGUAUGAAAGAAUUAUGAUUAGUGGUUAUUUAAUCUGGAAAUUUUUUAAAGGUAAGAAUUUUAAUGUGUUCAAGUGUUUAUGAUAAUAUGGUGUGGUUCUCUGAUGUCUGUGCUUGUUAAAGGGGAAAAAAAAAGUAGUGGAAUCACUCUGUAUCAAAUAUAUUUGUCACAACGUGGUGGAAUCAGGCAUUCGUCGAUUUGCGGGCAUGUAAAGUUAUUGGUAUCAUCUGAAAUUAUUUAUUUGCCUUGUUUUAAAUGAAAAAAAUACCCAUCUCUCUUGAAUAGAAGUUGAGAUAUUUGCAGUUGAAGGAGGUGGGGUCACCUGGUUUCAGAGGUAAAAUAAGCGAGAAAAUGGCCGCCAAAGUUUGGUAAUUUGAAUAGCUUGAGAGUCCUUAAAAACUGGAAAUUUACACAUUUUGUGCCUUUAAUCUAUGUUUUCCAGUAACAUUCACAUUGAAAUGGGUUUUUAUAUGGACAUAACAUGUGUUGAGCCAAAAAACAAAAAAUCUAUAAAAAUUGACAAACUGGUGGAAAAGUGCCGGUGGAAAAGUGCCUGUUUCUUCGAUUUCGUUAUUUUGACGAGCGCCUGAUUUCACCAUGAUGCCUCACAUAUUGUAUUGCACCUAGUUUUUAUGUCAUAAGCCGUUCAUCUAAACAAGAAACCAUUGUUGUGCCACAGACAAGAAGUGAUUUGUUAAUUGUUUUCUUUUUCUUUUUUCUUUGUAUUCUGAUUCCACUGACACCACCAAACAGUUUGAUUAUAUGUUGACAGGUAUGCAUAGCUGUCAGGACAGUGGUACUCAUAUUAACAUUGUUUUUGUAUAGGCUGCUCAGCUUGAUGAUCUCCGAGCUGAUUGGCCCAUGUAAAUAAAUAAAGGUGUAAAUUUUA